AGUUCAGCCUGGUGUGCGACCGAGGCUACCUGCGGGCGACCUUCAAGAGCGUGUACUUCCUCGGCGGCUUCUUCGGCGCGAUGCUCAACGGCUGGCUCUCCGACAGAUUGGGUCGCAAAACAAUGCUAGUUGUAGGAAGUGUGAUUUUCACUCUUAUGACGAACAUCCUUCCAUGGUUGCCGAGUUUGAACAUCAUGUUGUUUUUCCGCUUUGUUAUGGGCAUGAUGCAGCCGACGUCCGUCCACGCCGGCUACAUACUGGCCAUGGAGGUAAACGAACCGAAGUACAGGACGGCCGUCGGCGUCCUCAUCUUCCUCCCGUUUGCUCUCGCCGUCAUCGUCCUCGGGGGCUACGGCUACCUCCUGCGGGACUGGCGCUGGCUCAGUGUCACGACCUCCCUGCCAUGCCUGCUGUUCCUGCCGAUGCUCCUGCUGCUGGACGAAUCGCCACGCUGGCUGAUCGUGCGCGGACGUUACGACGAUGCGCUGCGCGUCCUCCGGAAAGCUGCGCGCUGGAACAAAGCUCAGCUGCCGCCCGAGGAGGAGCUCCGCGCCCUCAUGGACCACAUCAGGAAGGAGGCACUGACAGCGACUGCGGAAGACGAUGUGACCACCUCAGGGCAUGUCAAAUCCUUGAAGAAUAUAACGAAAGAUGUUUUUGUGCUUGUAAGGAAG
Penaeus indicus is the source of this 674-nucleotide messenger RNA. Its product is annotated as solute carrier family 22 member 2-like. Gene Ontology annotation, molecular function: transmembrane transporter activity. The transcript has 6 exons. The record is from RefSeq and is a predicted model, not a curated record. Gene Ontology annotation, biological process: transmembrane transport. NCBI's taxonomy places the organism in Eukaryota, Metazoa, Arthropoda, Malacostraca, Decapoda, Penaeidae. The annotation marks the transcript as partial. Gene Ontology annotation, cellular component: membrane.